Molecule: messenger RNA, 1785 nt
Organism: Geodia barretti
Lineage: Eukaryota; Metazoa; Porifera; Demospongiae; Tetractinellida; Geodiidae
Source: the annotation of a GenBank genome assembly
AUGGCCGACACGCUGCUCGACGUCCGGGGACUGGUGACGCAUUUCGCGACCAGGCGCGGAACCGUGCGGGCCGUGGACGACGUGAGCUUCCAUGUGGGCCGCGGCGAGACGCUCGGCCUGGUCGGCGAGAGCGGCUGCGGCAAGUCGGCGACGGGUCUCUCGAUCAUCGGCCUGAUCGAGCCGCCGGGCCGCAUUGCCGGCGGCGAGAUCGUCUUCGAGGGCGAGGACUUGCUCGGGAAGACCCCUGAGGAGAUGCGGCGCAUUCGCGGCGCGCGCAUCUCGAUGAUCUUCCAGGACCCGACCACGACGCUCAACCCGGUGCUGCCGAUCGGCGACCAGAUCGCCGAGAUGUUCCGCUACCACACCCGCAUCGGCGCACGGGAGGCGCGCGCGCGGGUGAUCGAGAUGCUGGACAAUGUCGGCAUCCCCCGGCCGCACGAGCGCUACCGCGACUAUCCGCACGAGUUCUCCGGCGGCAUGCAGCAGCGGGUGAUCAUCGCCGCAGCCCUCAUCCUGCACCCUGCGCUCGUGAUCGCCGACGAGCCCACCACCGCCCUCGACGUCACGGUGCAGAUGCAGAUCCUCGCGCUGCUGAGGCGCCUGCAGGAGGGCGAGGCCAACACCUCGGUCAUCCUCAUCAGCCACGAUCUCGGCGUCGUCGCCCAGAUGUGCGAACGCGUCUGCGUCAUGUAUGCCGGCACCGUCGUCGAGGCGGGCACGACCGAGGAGGUGCUGGAGAACCCCAGGCAUCCCUAUACGGUCGGCCUGAUCGAAUCGAUCCCGCGCCUCGAUAGCGCGCCGCCCGCACCCGCGGUCUCGCCCCUGCUGGAGGUGGACGCGCUCACCAAGCACUUCCCUGUCCGGCGCAACAUGGCGACGGCGCUGCUCGGCAAGCGCCGCGUGGUCCAUGCCGUGGACGGGCUCACCUUCUCGAUCGGGCGGGAAGAAACAUUCGGCCUGGUGGGCGAGAGCGGCAGCGGCAAGUCGACGACCGGCAAGGUCAUCGCCCGCCUGAUCCCGGCGAGCGCGGGGCAGGUCCGCCUCGACGGCGAGGACUGGCUCGCUCUCUCGGGCGAUGCGCUCCGCCGCCGCCGCCGGGACGUGCAGAUGAUCUUCCAGAACCCCUAUGCCUCGCUCGAUCCGCGCUGGUCGGUGUUCCACAUCGUCGCCGAGCCGCUCGUCACGCACCGCGUGGUGCCGAGGCGGGCGCUCAGGCAGCGGGUGAGCGAGUUGCUUGACGCGGUCGGUCUCGACCCCAGCCACGCGCAGCGCUACCCCCACCAGUUCAGUGGUGGGCAGCGCCAGCGCAUCGGUCUCGCGCGGGCGCUCGCGCUCGACCCCAAGCUGCUGGUCGCCGACGAGCCGGUGUCCGCACUCGACGUGUCGGUCCAGGCCCAGAUCCUCAACAUGCUGCGCGCGAUCCAGCGGCGCUACGCGCUCAGCAUCCUCUUCAUUUCGCACGACCUCUCCGUCGUCCGCUUCGUCUGCGACCGGGUGGGCGUGAUGUAUCUGGGCGAGAUGGUGGAGCUGGCGGAGACCGCGGUCCUCUUCCGCGAGCCACGCCAUCCCUAUACGCAGGCGCUGCUGGCGGCGAUCCCCGAGCCUACGACCCGGCGCCUGCGCACGAUGGUGCCGAUCGAGGGCGAGAUCUCGAGCCCCAUCGACCCGCCCUCCGGCUGCCGUUUCCACCCGCGCUGCCCGCGCGCCGAGGCGAUCUGCCGCCAGGAGAAGCCGGCCUUUCGGGAGCUGGCGCCCGGCCAUCACGGCGCCUGCCACUUCGCCUGA